Molecule: messenger RNA, 1490 nt
Organism: Onychostoma macrolepis
Lineage: Eukaryota; Metazoa; Chordata; Actinopteri; Cypriniformes; Cyprinidae
Product: NAD(P)(+)--arginine ADP-ribosyltransferase 2-like
Exons: 3
Coding region: 431-1228 (265 amino acids)
Molecular function (GO): NAD+ poly-ADP-ribosyltransferase activity; NAD+-protein-arginine ADP-ribosyltransferase activity
Source: RefSeq, a predicted model, not a curated record
UUAGUAUGAAGAAUGAAUUGAUUGAUGUAUUUGUGUCUCCUGCAGAUUCACAUUUCCAUGAUCAGAAUCUGCUCAUCACAAAGUCAAACCUGUUUUCUGGUACUGACAUGACAGGAACUGUCCUGUGUGAAACCACAAACCAGACUCGUUGGUGUUGCAUUACAAAGAGCUAAACAGUUGAGCCGACAAAUAAGAUGAUGCACCAUGAUCACACUUCAGCCAUUGUUUCCCGCAAUACACAGACAGACAUUUUUAGUGAUGUAAAUAACCUUCCUAGAUUUUUAGCGUCUGAAUGUGAGCGACAGACUUUUCUGAUCUUCUCAUCUCAUUGUUGCUCCUAAACCCCUGAAAAGUAAACAGACAACAGUAUUCUCAGUAUCUGCUUUUCUCUGGAUCUACUAGAUCAUCUGAGGGAUUUGACUGAAUCAAGAUGCUGCUGAUCAUUGAAGCUCUUCUUCUCAUUUUAGCUGCUCUAGGACAGGAUCACAGAGCUGCUGCUGCUUUUGAAAAUAUACUUCCAUUGGAUAUGGCACUGAAUUCAGUUGAUGACCAAUAUGAGGGUUGUAGAGAGAAAAUGGCAAACCUGGUAGAGACAACAUAUCUAAAGAAAGAAAUCAACAACUCAACUGAUUUUAAAAUUGCUUGGAAAAAAGGGAAAGACUUUUUCAAGACCCAAAAGUACAAAGACCUAACAAAGAAUAAUUUAAUUGCUAUUUAUGUGUACAGUGACAGUAAUGUAUUUAAGCAUUUUAAUCCUGACACUCGUAAUGGUAAAAAAAAGUACAAACAAAUGAGAUACAAAUGGUAUUCACUUCACUUUCUGUUAACAGAAGCGAUACAGAUUCUGAAUAAAACACAAAACCAAUGCUAUUAUACAUAUCGUGGUACCAAAGCUGUAUUUGAUAAGCAUGUUCUGAACAAAGAGGUCCGUUUUGGCCAAUUUGCUUCUUCCUCUCUUGUUCGUAAAAAAGCACAGCGUUUUGGAAAUAUAUCUUGUUUUGAAAUUUAUACUUGUGAAGGUGCUAAUGUGUCAAAAUACUCUAAGCUUCCUCAUGAGAAAGAGGUGCUGAUUCCUCCAUAUGAGACGUUUAAAGUCACUGCUGUCAAGAAAAGUAAAGGUCAGAAAGAUCUCUGGUGUGACACUGUGUAUGUGUUGAAAAGCUCUGGAAACAGAAGUGACCUGAACUGUGCUCUAUUCAAGAAACCAACCAAGACCAUAAUGAAGUGAUGUACAUCAGUUCCAUAUAUAAAGAAUGUUUUUUUUUUUUCAGUUUUGUUCAAUAAUUCUUUGUCAGAAAAUACAAUUUGUUUACAUAACUUCAACAUAAAUAAAUAAAGUUAUUUUUAAGUGACCAAAUUCAGUGGCCUUUAAGUGAUUUUAUGUUAUUCUAAAACAUUUCUUUAUUUAUACUUACACUAUAUUAUCAAUACAAUAAAUAAAAAUUUAAAAAAUUUUUGCUUCUUGUUGAAUUUAAUUUGUUUCAGUAAAC